This is a messenger RNA of Bursaphelenchus xylophilus (pine wood nematode), 552 nucleotides long. Lineage: Eukaryota; Metazoa; Nematoda; Chromadorea; Rhabditida; Aphelenchoididae. The record is from the annotation of a GenBank genome assembly.
AUGUUUCGCUGCCUGAUCCUCGUUUCCCUGCUCCCUUUAUUAGUAAUCUCCAUAAGAUGUUAUUUCGAAAGUGAUCCCUUGACUUCGAUUGCCAAAACCCUCGAAGAUCCAACCAAAGCCAAGGAAUAUGAAUGCCCCCCGGCUGAUAAAUAUUGCAUUUACUUUGAGGGGAAUGUAGAAUUAAAAGGGGAAAAUCAGACAUUCAGUGUGCGGUCUUGCCAAAGUGAUAUCGCCUAUUAUCUGGGCCCAAUUGGAGAGAAAAUCGGCCAAAAGAUCGAAGCUCAAUGCCAAGUAAGCCCCGCUUUAAAACAAUAUUUACUAUUGCAGGACGCUGGCGUUACUCGAAAUAAAAUUGGCCCCAUUUCCUAUUACUUCAAUUGCUGCACGGAUAUGGAUUGCAAACUGGUAAGUAGAUGAUUUGUCAAAAGAGUUAUAACAGCCGUUUAAAACUAAUAAAAAGGUUAUUUUCAGAACUCGGCCCCGUCCCUCUCGACCUCGGGGGUCUUCGUCAUGACCUUGUUGAUGACUCUAUUUAGCAAGUGGAUUCUCUAA